GGCGAGCAGCGGCGGCGGCGCGGAGAAGCGCAGCGGAGGUUUUCUGGUUUCGGACCCCAGCGGCCGGAUGGUGAAAUCCUCCCUGCAGCGGAUCCUCAACAGCCACUGCUUCGCCAGAGAGAAGGAGGGGGAUAAACCCAGCACCACCGUCCACGCCACCCGCACCAUGCCGCUCCUCAGCCUGCACAGCCGCGGAGGCCGCAGCAGCGAGAGUUCCAGGGUCUCUCCUAACUGCUGUAGUAACCUGGGUCCAGGGCCUCGGUGGUGCUCCGAUGUCCCUCACCCACCCCUGAAGAUCCCAGGUGGGCGAGGGAAUAGUCAGAGGGAUCACAAUCUUUCAGCUAAUUUAUUUUACUCUGAUAAUCGGCUGAAUGUAACAGAGGAACUAACGUCUAACAGCAAGACGAGGAUUCUGAACGUCCAGACCAGGCUCACGGGUUCCAAACACAUUAACUGGAGAGCGGUGCUGAGCGGCUGCAGCCUGUACAUCGAGAUCCCCGGCGGCGCCCUGCCCGAGGGGAGCAAGGACAGCUUCGCAGUGCUGCUUGAGUUCGCGGAGGAGCAGCUCCACGCCGCCCACGUCUUCAUUUGCUUCCACAAGAACCGCGACGACAGAGCCGCCUUGCUCCGGACCUUCAGCUUUUUGGGCUUUGAGAUUGUGAGACCGGGGCAUCCCCUUGUCCCCAAGAGACCCGACGCUUGCUUCAUGGCCUACACGUUUGAGAGAGAGUCUGCGGGUGAGGAGGAGUAGUGGCGGGGCCACCUGCGUCCCUCGCGCUUUGCCGCCGCCGGAGCCCUGGAUCGCAGUCCGUGUGCGUGUGUUGCGCUUAGUGCGGUGGCGGGACCGACUGCUGCUCGGGGUGCAGACGUCAGGCCUGCUCCUCUCUGCUGGGUUUGUCCGCAUGUUGUAAUUGUGCAAAUAAACGCUCACUCCAAAUUAGCGGUAUAUUUCUUGAAGUUUAAUAUUGUGUUUGUGAUACUGAAGUAUUUGCUUUAAUUCUAAAUAAAAGUUUAUAUUUUACUUUUU
Molecule: messenger RNA, 1027 nt
Organism: Neomonachus schauinslandi (Hawaiian monk seal)
Lineage: Eukaryota; Metazoa; Chordata; Mammalia; Carnivora; Phocidae
Gene: OAZ1
Product: ornithine decarboxylase antizyme 1
Biological process (GO): positive regulation of protein catabolic process
Cellular component (GO): cytoplasm; nucleus
Molecular function (GO): ornithine decarboxylase inhibitor activity
Source: RefSeq, a predicted model, not a curated record